Messenger RNA from Macrosiphum euphorbiae (potato aphid), 5853 nucleotides. Lineage: Eukaryota; Metazoa; Arthropoda; Insecta; Hemiptera; Aphididae. The record is from the annotation of a GenBank genome assembly.
AUGUUAGCCGCCACCAAUCCACAAGUGUUCAUACCUUUUGGGCGGCAACAUGUAAAAAAUAGAUUCAUUGGUGAAGUGAAUACUCCAUCAGUUGGAUAUUAUGAUCGGCCAGAACUCCAUGCUGAUGAAUUUUUGUCAAAAACAAUAACUGAUCUAUCUCUGGACACUUCAGAUAAUUCGCAUUCCCAAGAAAAAUUUAUUUUGAGAGAAAAAGAUGGAGCUGAAGAAGAAUUAUAUGUUUCUGGUAAAAUAGUAGUGCAUAGCCGAGGAAAUGCUUGUAAAUCUGCUGCUGAUAAAGAAGACUAUACUCCAAGCGGUAGAUCACUAAUCUGUACUUAUACAAUGGAAACUAAUGUCACACAUGCUUUAUGGAGUAAAUUCAAUGUUUCACCAGAAGUAAAUGAUAGUGAAAUAAAAACUGAAGAAAGAACAGUUCCGUGUAUAUGUAUAGUUGAUGCAAAAAAAAUAAGUUUAUAUUCUGAAGGAGGAGAUGUUUGGCAUACACCAUUAUAUUUUAAGGUAACAUCUGUUUGGAAUACAAGUUUUGGCAUACUAAUUGAAAGAGAUUUAGGUCAAGUGCCUAUUGAUAUGACAGGAAAAUCUUUACCAUUGCCUACUAUAUACUCAUUAAGUCAACCGUUAAAAGAAGUGUUGCCUUUGUUCUUAUUAAAACAAGGAAGUGUAUUACAGUAUGCCAGAGAUUGUUUAACUACUAUAGUUUUCACCAGUAUUGAGUUUAAUAUAUGUUUAAUGUAUGACAUUUUAAAUGGUCUACACAGUGUAUGGAAGAUCAGGAAGCCUACGACUGAAGAAUGCAAUAUUAUGUGUGGUCAAGAUUCGAUAUAUUCUACAACAAAUCCUUCAUAUAUUCCCAGUAAUAGUAAUCAAAUGAAUGCUAUGUCGAGCUCAUUAGUAGCUGGCUCAGGGUUCCUAUCUGAUAGACUUUCAUUAAAUCAUCCAGUGAAUUCUAGCCCAUUCCCUUUCAACAAUAGAAGAAGUACCCCUAAUAUAAUGUCACCAUUCAAUACUCUGAGUCCUAUGACUGGAAUCAGUCAUUACAACUCCUCCGUUUGGAAUAGUCCAUCAAAUACUUCAAAAAGGCGUCCAAAUGCCACUAUUACUAAUAAUCAAACAUACAACACCCCAACUUCAAUGUCUUGUAUUGUUAAUGCUAGGCUUGGUCAUGGAAGCAUGUAUGAAGAUAAUAACUCUAAACCUGUUAGUCCUGAUAUUUGUUUAGAAUAUAUGUGGACAGAAAAUCAAAAUACUAAAGGGAAUCAAGAUUUAUGUGCUUCAACAAAAGUAUUUAUUGCUUCAAAUUUUGUUGGAGACCGUCUUUUAUGUUAUCUUUUACCUAAAAAGACCCACUUAAUAUGUGUUGAAUUGGAAACAAAUAUAAAUGAUAUUACUUUGGGAAAUGUCACAGUUCUUGUAGCAAAAGAUGCAGCAUAUUUACCAUCAAAAAAAUUAACUGUGAUAAUGGAUUGUCAAAACAAUAUUUCAUUAUAUUCUGGAAUAUUAAUUAUUGGUUCUAUCCAAUUGGGGAGUAUGUCUUCAGUAUUUGAUGAGAAUACAUCGUAUUUUACAGCAACAAACAGGUCAACUAUCGGAACUCCAUUAAUAAAUCGUAAAAGUUUAUUAUCAUCUACAAGAAAUGAAGAUAAUAUUCAAAUAAAUGAAAAUGUUAAUAGCAUUGUAUCAUCUUCUGAUUAUGACUCACAACUUGUAAGACAUUUUGAAACACCAUAUUCUGAAUCAUCAUUAAAUUGUUAUACAUCUAAAGUAGAAUUAAAGCAUUUAAGAGAUCCUAUAGCUUCUCGGGUCACAUUAGUUCACGAAGAUGGAAGUAUGAUUAGAGUUGAUUUUCCAGUUGUUAGUUCAUCCCCAUUAGUUACUAAAUGUUUAAACACAUUAAAAAAUGUCCUUAAAAAAUCAACUGUCAUGGAGCUAAUGAUAAAAUGGUAUACAGUUAGAAAUGCACCAGGCACUCAAAAUAUAUCGGGUGAAGAGGAAUGGAAAUUAUUUAUCCAUAUGCUACUUAGACUCAUAGGAUAUAACUUAGAAUCAUUGGCAUUAACACAAGAUUCUUUGAAUACAUAUAGUGAUACACCAGCAAAAUCAAAAAAACAGAGGGUUUUGGAUAUGGGCAGUGAUGAAGACUGGACAUUUAUGUUAAAAACAUCAUUUAACAGUUUCCGGGGCAAUAAUAUAGCAGCCUCUCUAGGGUUGAAAAAUAAACUAAAUAAUUAUAACCCAAACUUUCAUCAACAUUCAAACUUAAAAAAUAAUAUUGAUACAAAUGCAAUACUAUUUCCAUACAUCUAUGAUGUUUUAUUUUCUUUACAUUUAGUUUAUGAAGACUUAAAACUUAAUACAAUGAAAACUAAUUUGCUACCAAUGGUUGUGCAAUUGUUAUAUCAAUUAGCAACUGAUUUGAAAUUAGAUGAAUAUGUUUAUCAUUAUUGGAAAGAUUAUCCAAAUUUUUAUAACAGGAAUUAUUUAUCAUUAGGAUUGAGUCAAAUAAGUGAAGAAAAUCGGGAAACCCUUAUAAUUCCAUCAUAUUUUGAACCAAGUCCACCUAACAUAUUCAGAUUGUGUUUCUUGCUAAUGAAACAUUAUGCAGCUAAUCCUUAUCCUUGUAUAGAAAAUGUCAAUAGAAGGACCAAGAAUAUAAUUCAGAUCUAUGGUUUAUUAUGUUUAAAAAAGAAGUCUCACAUGAAUGCAUUAGUUAAAAUAAUAAAUCCUGCUGGAGUAAAAUCAAAUAAAAAUGAAAGCAUUUCUUUAGAUAAUGUAAAUUUGAAAAAUAAAGUAGCAAAAUAUCAGCACGCUACACUUUUUAUGUCUAAAAUAGGAAUUACACAGCAGACUCUAUUAACUUACCCACCUGGAGUUGCAAUAUUGCUAUGUGAUGUUAUUGAUAAAUGCAGAGAAAGUCCACCUACAAAUUGGCCAAAAUCUGCAUAUGAAUUAAUUAUGCGAGAAGAUUUAGCAUCACAGACAUUAAAUACUUUUUAUAAAAAUAACAAUAAAAAAAAUAAUUCUAAAAGUAUGGAUAAAUCUAACAAUUGGAAUGAUGUGAGUGAAACCGACACUGGUAUUAUAAAGGAUGGCAUGGGAAAUCUAGAUGAUGAGGUUAUGAAAUUAUUAUGGAAUAAAGAUCAUCGUAUAACGGAUGUGAGAAAUUUUUUACAAUCUUGUCACCCAGUGACCAUUGGUAUUAAGCAACCACCAGAAGCUAGUGAUCAUGACUUUGUUGAGGAACAAGAAAAAUAUUUGUACUCAAUUUGCUCAAGAACGAUGGCUCUACCAGUUGGCAGAGGAAUGUUCACUAUGAGAUCAAUACAACCUGUUAUAACUGAACCACUUCCAUUACCAAAACUUUGUUUAUCUGGUAAAACGCCACGUGGUGCUGCAGUUGAACUUACCCACAUAGAUAUUGUUCCUAAUAUGAAUCUUUGGCCAUUAUUCCAUAAUGGAGUAGCUGCUGGAUUACGAAUAAUGCCUUCCGCUGAUAAUAUUGAUUCCACUUGGAUUCUAUAUAAUAAACCAAGAAGUACUCCAGAAGCACUUCCAGAACAUGCUGGAUUUCUUAUGGCAUUGGGCUUAAACAGGCAUAUUACUAACUUAGCUACAAUGAAUACUUAUGAAUAUCUAUGUAGAUCUCAUGAAAUGAUCAGUAUUGCAAUACUUAUUGGAUUAGCAGCAGCUAAACGAGGUACUAUGGAUACAGAAAUUACACGAAUGUUGUGUAUCUUCAUUGAAUCUUUAUUACCUCCAACUACCAUUGAAUUAGAUAUGAGUCAAAACUUGCAAAUAGCAGCAUUAUUAAGUAUUGGUCUUCUUUACCAAAAAACUGCCCACAGACAUAUAGCAGAAGCACUGUUAUCUGAGAUAGGCCGACCGCCUGGUCCAGAAAUGGAUAAUAGUAUCGAUAGGGAAUCUUAUUCAUUGGCAGCAAGUCUUGGUCUUGGUUUAGUUGUAUUAGGUAAAGGUUCAGAUGUUGUUGGCCUUAGUGAUUUAUCAAUUGCUGAUACAUUGCAUUACUAUAUGGUUGGAGGACAUAAAAAACCUCUUACAGGAGCACAAAAGGAUAAAUACAUUAAUCCCAGUUAUCAAAUCCGUGAAGGGGAAAUGGUAAAUGUAGAUGUAACUUCAAGAGGUGCUACUUUAGCCUUAGGAAUGAUGUAUUUUAAAACAGGAAACCAAGCUGUAGCAAAUUGGAUGAGCAUACCUGAUUCCCCAUAUCUACUAGAUUUCAUUAACCCUGAAUUUAUAUUACUUAAAAUGUUAGCCAGAGGCUUAAUAAUGUGGAAUUACAUAUUACCCACAAAAGAUUGGAUCGAACAGUUUGUACCUCAAUCUAUUCAACGCUAUUGCUUAGUAAAACCUAAACCAGGAAUGGCCAAUCCUGAUUUAGAAACCAUUAAUCAAACAUACUGCAAUAUUGUAGCUGGCUGUAGUAUGGCAAUGGGUUUACGUUUCGCUGGAUCUGCUAAUGAAGAAGCUUUCAAUACUCUUUUAUCUUACUGCCAAAUGUUUAUAUCAUUAUGUAGUAAAUCAGUUGCUGAACUUUGUGGAAAAUCAACUAUUGAAACUUGUAUAAAUGUUACUCUUAUAUCAUUAUCUAUGGUUAUGGCAGGUACAGGUGAUUUAGAGGUUUUGCGAAUUUGUAGAUAUUUGAGAUCAAGAGUUAGUGUAUCUCCACAUAGUGUUAUUACUUAUGGAUCUCACUUGGCUACACAUAUGGCGCUAGGAUUAUUAUUUUUAGGAGGUGGAAGAUACACUCUUUCUACAACCCCAGAAGCUGUAGCUGCACUUAUUAUAGCAUUUUAUCCACAAUUUCCUACUCAUAGUAAUGAUAAUAGAUAUCAUUUACAAGCUUUUAGACAUCUCUAUAUUUUAGCUACUGAACCUAGAAUAAUAUUACCGAGAGAUAUUGAUUCUGGAGAUUUAUGUUACGUUCAUUUAAAAGUUAUUUUUCUUGAUACUAAAUAUUACAAAAACCAAUUUUAUACUGUCAGAGCUCCGUGUUUACUACCACAAUUAUCAUUAUUGAAAGAAGUACAUGUUGAUGAUGGAAGAUAUUGGUCAAUAGUGUUUGAACGUGACAGAAAUUGGGAUAAUCUCGUAAAUAUGUUAAACAAUGUCAGUUGCUUAAAUGUCAAACAUAAAGCUGGACACUUAUCGUAUGCAGAAGAUCCAAAUGGUUACAAAUCUCUAAUAGCACAAAAUCUUAUGUUAAGUGAUAAAAAUUCCUGGACAAUUUCCCCUGAAAUUAUAUACGGAUUUUCUUCUGAUCCAAAAAUUGUUCAAAUGGUUCGUUACUUUUUAGAUUUGACAGGGGAUAAAGUUAACAAUCCCCAUCAAACAACUGUUACUCGGCAGUAUGCUCAAAUAUUAUUUGAUUCUAUAGUACACGAUAAAGUAUUUUUAUUACCUCUUUGGAUGCCAAUAAUGAAGACUUUAUGUAAUCUACGUCAACCGCCUAGUAGCUUUUAUUGUUGGCAAUUAAAAUUAUUUAUUGAAGCGGCAAGUACAAGUGUUUUUCAUCAAGAAAAGUUGAGUGAUAGACCAAAAUUAAUUCCAAUAUUAUUUGCCUCGUCAAUUGAAAUGACCUGUGAUGCUAUCAUUCAAAAUUGGGAAAGAGAUGGGAUUUCAGUUAAAGUAUGUUGGGACCCCUCAGAUUAUCAAGACUCUAAAACUGAAUUGAUGAAAGGUGCAUAUUGUACAUUAUUGGAUAUUCCACAUAAAUCCAAAAUACCCGAAUUUGCUUUGACGGACCCACAUUUAUUGUAUCAAUAUUCUAAGGAGCUAUUAAUAUCAUGGGAAACAAUUAGUAAAAUAUGUGAAUAA